Molecule: messenger RNA, 12203 nt
Organism: Empidonax traillii (willow flycatcher)
Lineage: Eukaryota; Metazoa; Chordata; Aves; Passeriformes; Tyrannidae
Gene: HMCN2
Product: hemicentin 2
Exons: 79
Coding region: 1-12192 (4063 amino acids)
Biological process (GO): axon guidance; homophilic cell-cell adhesion; dendrite self-avoidance
Cellular component (GO): axon; plasma membrane
Molecular function (GO): calcium ion binding; cell-cell adhesion mediator activity
Source: RefSeq, a predicted model, not a curated record
AUGCCACCCCACGGAGGGGUGUUUGUGGGUCUCUGGCUGCUGCUGGCCCCCAGUGUCGCCGAGAGCCCCCCCCGCUCAGGGUGGGCCACUCUUGCCUUCGUCUUUGAUGUCACUGGCUCCAUGUACGACGACCUGGUGCAGGUGAUGGACGGAGCCUCCCGCAUCCUGGACCGGACGCUCAGCAGGAGCACCAAGCCCAUCAGCAACUACGCUCUGGUCCCCUUCAGUGACCCAGAGGUGGGACCUGCCACCCUCACCACGGACCCCCAGCUCUUCCAGCAGCGCCUGCAGGAGCUCCAUGUCCAGGGCGGAGGGGACUGCCCGGAGAUGAGCGUGGGAGCCAUCAGGCUGGCCGUGGAGAUCUCACAUCCCGGCUCCUUCAUCUACGUCUUCUCCGAUGCCCGGGCCAAGGACUACGAGCAGCAGGAGGAGCUGCUGAGGCUGCUGCAGCACAAGCAGACCCAGGUGGUGUUCGUGCUGACGGGGGACUGCGGGGACAGGAGCCACCCCGGGUACCGCGUGUACGAGCGCAUCGCUGCCACCAGCUCUGGGCAGAUCUUCCACCUGGACAAGCAGCAGGUGACAGAGGUGUUGAAGUGGGUGGAAGAGGCCAUCCAGGCUUCCAAGGUCCACCUGCUGUCCACAGACCAUGAGGAUGGUGGGGAGCACACGUGGCCUGUCCCCUUUGACCCCAGCCUGAGGGAGGUCACCAUCUCCCUGAGCGGCCCUGCCCCUGGGAUCAAGGUCCGGGAUCCGGCAGGAAAGGUCCUGGAGAAAGGCCGAGGUCUGAAGGAACUUCUCAGCAUCCCCAACUCAGCCAUGGUGGUGGCUGUGGAGCCCUCUGAGCCAGGGACGUGGUUGGUCACGACCCGGAGCAGUGGCCGCCACUCCCUGAGGAUCACGGGCAUCAGCAACAUUAAUUUCCAAGCCAGCUUCUCCACCCAGCCGGAAUUUGAUGCCAGCCAGCCCGGAGAGCAGCCAGUGCAGGGUCUGCCCAUCUCCGUGGUGGUCAACUGCACCGGUCUGAGGCUGCCUGGGCGCUUGCAGGAGAUCGAGCUCUUCAACACCUCUGGCCAUGCCCUGCUCUCACUGCCCGUGUGGCCCCUCUCCAACUCCUCCUCGGGGCAGCUCUGGGUGGGUUCACCUCUCCGUGUCCCCCCAGGUGACUUCCUGCUGAAGGUGAAGGGCAAAGACGCCCAGGGCCACCCCCUGCACCGCCUCUCCGGGGUCACCUACACCAGUGUGGUCCCUGGUCUGCCCAAAGUGGACAUCUCCAGCAAGAUCCAGGCUUACAGCCGUGAGCCACAGCUGAUCUCCUGCUCUGCCCAGAGUGAGGUCCCUUUCCGCCUGCAGCUCAGCCGAGGCACGAUGCAGCUCAGGGAAGAGCAGCUCUUCAGGAGUUCAGGGAACAUCAGCUGGCUGAUCCCUGCAGUGUCCAAGAGCGACGAAGGGUUUUACGAGUGCACGGCCACGAGCAAGGUCGGGGUGACGCGGGCUCGUGUCUACGUCUCUGUGUCAGAGCCGCCACCGCGUCUCAUCGCCCCGGCCAACAUCACGGCUUCACCGGGCCAAGAUGUUGUCAUGUCCUGCCUGGUGCUGGGGGAUGCGCCCUACAACCUGACGUGGAGCUGGGAUGGGAAGUCGGCGCAGCCAGGGGAUGGCCGGACCCGGCUGCUGCAGAACCGCUCCCUGGAGAUCAGCCGCGUGCGGCCGGGGGACGGGGGCCUGUACGAGUGCGUGGCACGCAACGCCCACGGCGCUGCCACCGCCUCCCUCUGGCUCUUCAUCCAGGAGGCGCCGUGGGUGAAGGUGGGGCCCAGCCCCCAGCGCUUCAGGAGGGGCCAGGAGCUGCAUCUGAACUGCACGGCCGGGGGCCACCCCCCACCCCACACCACCUGGAAGCGCUGGGGCUGGGCACUGGAGCAGGACGAGAGGGUUUUUAGGGAUGCUGAGGGUACCCUGCACAUCAGGGCUGCUGUCCCAGAGGAUGCAGGCAAUUACAGCUGCUCUGCCAGCAGCGUGCUGGGCUGGGACGAGCAAGUCAUCACCCUGGAGUUCACUGAGCCUCCUGCCAUCCUGGCGGUGACACCCAGCCUGAAGGUGCUGGUGGGAGAGGACGUGACCCUGGAGUGCUGGGUUUCGGGGGCACCCCCGCCCCACGUAGUGUGGUACAAAGGCGAGCAGGCGAUGGCGACGUUCCCACCCGGCACCCAGCGUGCCGUCCUGAGGCUGCAGGAGGUGCGGGAGGAGGACGCGGGGCAGUUCGGCUGCGAGGCUCUCAGCGAGGCCGGCGUCGCCUUCGACAGCACCCUGCUGGACGUGGGGUCUGCCCCUCACUUUCCCGAGCCUCUGGGUGACGUGGAGGUCACAGCUGGAGAGAGUGUGACCCUGCUGUGCCACGUGGAGGGAUCUCCCCCACCACAGGUCACCUGGUCCCGGCAGGACGGGAAGCCCAUGGAGGGCUGGCAGGGACCACGGGGGGAUUCCAGCCAGCUGGAGGCUGCCCAGCUCCUCAUCAACAGUGCCUCGCUGGAUGACCAAGGCAUCUACAUCUGUGAGGCUCAGAAUGAAUUUGGGAAAAUCCAAGCGGAGGUCAAGCUCACAGUCACCGGACACGCCCCAGAAAUAGCUCUUGCAUCCCCCGUGAUCCACGCACUCCCAGGCCAGCCUGUGUCACUGCCCUGUGUGAUCCUGGCUGGGAGGCCGUUCCCAGCCCGCCGCUGGCUGAAGGAUGGACAAACGGUAGCCCCAAGUGACCACCACUCCAUCCGGGCUGACGGGAGCCUGCACAUGGAUCAGGCAUCCCAGGGGGAUGCAGGGAGGUACACCUGUGAGGUGACCAACGCCCUCGGCUCGCACAGGCAGGACGUGUCCCUCGUCAUCCACGUUCCUCCCAGCAUUGAGCUUGGCCCUGUCCUUGUCACUGCCACCGAGGGAGAGGCUGUCACCCUGCGGUGCAAUGCCACUGGUGUGCCCACCCCUACGAUCACCUGGGCCAAGGGCACAGAGCCCAUUUUUCUGAGUCCACAAUACCACCUUGACCCUGAUGGGACCCUCCUGAUCCCUUCACCCUCCCCUGGGGACGCUGGGACCUACUUUUGCACAGCUACCAACACCGCAGGUUUCUCCAGCCAGGAGAUGCAGCUCUCCAUCAGCACAAAGCCCAGGAUCAGUGUGAACGGAUCACAGGUGCCCGACCCUGUCACCGUCCUGGCUGUGCUGGGGCAGGAGACCACCCUGCCCUGCGAGGUUCAAGGGCACCCCCCUCCCUUGGUGCUGUGGAGCCGACAGUCCCAGCCGCUGCCUCUCGCCACCACGAGGUACAGUGUCCUCCCUUCGGGGUCCCUCCAUCUGGCCAAGCCCCAGGUGACAGACAGCGGGCUCUACACCUGCACAGCCACGAACACCGCGGGGAACACCUCGCUCAGCUACAGCCUGCACGUCCAAGCUCCACCCCAGCUGUGGAUCGGUGAUGGGGAAAGUCACCUGGCAGCUGUUGCCAACACCUCCCUGAGGAUUCACUGCCAUGCCAUGGGCACCCCUCCACCCCAGAUCCAGUGGCUGAAGGAUGGGCACCCUGUGGGCGAGCAGGACAGUGUGGUGGUGUCUGAGGAUGGUGGGACUCUGCUGAUCGCCCGUGUAGGGCUGGGUCAUGAAGGGCUCUACGUCUGCCAGGGCAGCAACUGGGCAGGGGUGGCCCAGGCAGAGGUGCAGGUUUUGGUGCAUGUGCCUCCAAACAUCGAACCCAGCCCGGUGGAUCUGGCUAUCCCGGAGAACGGCACAGCAUCCCUGGAGUGCCUGGCCUCAGGGCUGCCUGCUCCUCACAUCACCUGGUACAAGGGGCACGAGGAGUUCAUGGCCGGACCGGGACAGACCCUGUCCAGGGACGGGAAGCGCUUGGAGUUCUGGCAUGCCCAGCUCUCUGAUGCUGGCAGAUACCGCUGCGUGGCCUCCAACGUGGCCGGUGUGGCUGAGCUCUGGUACAGCCUGCAGGUCACUGUGCCUCCAUCCGUCUCCUUGGCAGAGCCUGGGCCUGUGUCCGUGCUGGAGGGGCAGUCUGUCAGGCUGGCCUGCGAGUGCCAUGGGAUCCCCUUCCCCACCCUGAGCUGGCAGAAGGAUGGUGAGCCCCUCUCCACCCAGCCUGGGAGCCCGAAGCUGGUGUCCAUGGGAGGGAGCGUGGUGUACAUGGAGAAGGUACAGCUGGUGGAUGAGGGGACUUACACCUGCGAGUGCAGGAAUGCCGCCGGCAGCAGCAGCAAGGAGCAUCGCCUGGAGGUGCACGCGCUGCCGAGGGUCCAGGGCAGCAGCAACACCCCAAGAAAGGUUUCUGUCAUCGAGGGUGGUGAGACGGUCCUGGAGUGCGAGGCCAUGGGGAUGCCACCACCCUCCGUGACGUGGGUGAAGGACGGGCAGCCCGUGGCUGGUGGGGACGGGCUCCUGCUCACGGAGCAAGGGAGGCGGCUGCACAUCCUCAGAGCAGAGGUGACCCACACAGGACACUACACUUGUCUGGUGGCCAGUGCAGAGGGGCAGGAGCAGAGGGAGUUUGAUGUUGUGGUGCACGUUCCUCCAGAGUUCAUUCAAGGAUCAGGAUUGGCAACCAAUGUCACCAUCUCCCUGCAAGAAUCCCUGACACUGACUUGUGAGGCCACUGGUGUUCCCCAGCCCACAGUCACCUGGUUCUGGGAUGGCUCUCCUGUCACCCCCAGCGAGCACAUGCAUGUGCUUUCAGGGGGCUGGCUGCUGAGGCUCACCCAUGCAGGAGCACAGGAUGGUGGCCACUAUUCCUGCCUGGCCAGUAACAUAGCUGGGGAGGCCAGGAGACAUUUCUACGUGGAGGUCCUGGUUCCUCCCCACAUCGAGAGUGCAGGUGAAGAAGAGACAAUCCAAAUGCCUGAGGGUCACCCUGUCACCUGGUCCUGCCUGGCCACAGGAAACCCACAACCUAAGAUCACCUGGCUGAAAGACAACCACCCUCUUCCCAGUGGAGACACCUUCUCCAUGUCCCCCGACGGCUCCGUGCUCCACAUCCCCCGGGCCUCCCUGGCUCACGCCGGCCGCUACUCCUGCGUGGCCUCCAAUCCUGUGGCAAACCAGACCAAGCACUACCUGCUGGAUGUUUUGGCCACUCCUACCUUAGCUCAAGAUGCCCACGAUGCUGCUGCAGAAGAAGUCACAGUGAUCAUCAACAACCCCAUCUCCCUGGUCUGCGAGGCUCUGCCAUACCCAUCUCCCAACAUCACCUGGCUCAAGGACGAGGUUCCUCUCAAAGCAUCAAGGAAUGUCCUCCUGCUCCCUGGUGGCCACGGGCUGCAGAUCCUGAACGCCCAGGAGGAGGACGCGGGCACGUACAGCUGCAUCGUGGCCAGCGAGGAUGGGGAGGCCGUGAAGAACUACGACGUGAAGGUCCUGGUUCCUCCUUGGAUUGCCAGAGAUGACCCUUUGGGGGAGUUUGCCGUGAAAGAGGUGAAAACCAAGGUCAACAGCACGGUGAUGCUGGAGUGUGAGACCUGGGCUGUGCCUGAGCCAACCAUCCGGUGGUACAAGGACAAGCAGCUCCUGGAAAGCACUGGACACCUCCAGAUCCUCAGUGAGGGGCAGGUCCUUCAGAUCAAACCAGCCAGUGCCUCAGAUUCGGGGCACUACACCUGUGUGGCCACCAACGCUGUGGGUGAAGACGACAGGGACUUCAUUGUGCAUGUCCAAGUGCCCCCGCUCUUCCAGCAGCAAACAAGCCCCCAAGAAGCUCUCGAGAUCUUCUACCGGGAGGAAGACCAGGAUGGGGAGGUGACAGAGCACCGGCAGGCUGUCCUUGACCAGCCCACCGCGCUCUACUGCGACACCAGUGCCACCCCAACCCCCCAGCUCACCUGGUACAAGGACGGGGAGCCCCUCUCCCCCGGCCCAGGGGUGCUGAUGCUGUUAGGGGGCCGGGUGCUGCAGCUGCCGGCGGUGCGGGAGGAGGACGCGGGCAGAUACACCUGCGAGGCGGCCAACGCCGCGGGACGGGACCGCCUGCACUACGAGCUGGAGGUGCUGACUGCCCCGGCCAUCCGGGGUGGCACAGAGGACCUGCCUGAGGAGGUGAUGGCCACCGUCAACAGCACCGUCCACUUCAAGUGUGAAGCCACCGGGCACCCGGAGCCCGCAGUGUCCUGGCUCUGGGAUGAUGUCCCCAUUGUGACUGGCCCACGGCACCGGAUCCUGGAGGGUGGCACAGUCCUUCAGGUGGUUGCAGUGGAGGCGGGUGACACUGGCAGAUACACGUGUGUGGCUGAGAACCCGGCUGGGUCCGCUGAGAAGCACUUUGCCCUCACUGUGCAGGAAACUCCCUGGAUCGUGGACACAAACCCUGAAAGCAUCGAUGGCAUCGUCAAUGGCAGCGUCUCACUGGUGUGCGAUGUCCGACCCCACCCGGCUGCUGAGAUCGCCUGGUACAAGGACGGCCACAUCCUGCAGCUCAGUGAGGGGGUUACCAUCACUCCAGACUCACGGGUGCUGCAGCUCCAUCACCUGCAGCUUUCCAGCUCAGGCACGUACACGUGUGUGGCACUGAACGUGGCCGGCCAGGAUGAGAAGCGUUUCAUCCUCAACGUCCAUGAGCCCCCAGGCAUCCAGGACCUGCAGCAGGAGACACUCGAAGCUGACAUAGGGACCCCCCUUGUCCUGACCUGCCAAGUCCCCGGGGUGGCCGUGCCCACUGUCACCUGGCUGAAGGAUGGGAGCCCUCUGGAGAGCAGCCCAGAGCAGGGCCUGGUGUCUGGGGGGGCCCAGCUCCAGCUCAGCCCCCUCCAGCCCUUCCACCAGGGCCGAUACACCUGCCUGGCACGGGGUCCAGGGGCCGAGACACGCAAGGACUUCGUGGUGCUGGUGCGAGUGGCCCCCCAGAUCACCAGUGCAGGGGUCCCCAGUGAGCACAGUGUGCUGGAGGGCGGCAGGGUGAGGCUGGAGUGCCGGGCUCAGGGGCAGCCCACCCCCCAGAUCUCCUGGCUGAAGGAUGGGCAACCCCUGGAGCUGCAGCCCCCCUCACGUGCUCGGAUGUCCCCGGAUGGCAGCUCCCUGCUCCUGGAGGGUCUCCAAACCGCCGACUCCGGGGCGUACACGUGCCUGGCCCGGAACAGCGCGGGCGAGGACACGCGGCUGCACACCCUGAGCGUGCUGGUCCCUCCCACCAUCGAGAGAGGUGCCGGUGACCCGGAGGUGGUGCGAGGAGUCCUGUCCGCGGUGCUCACGCUGGAGUGCUGGGCACGGGGGUCCCCUCCGCUGCACGUGAGCUGGCUGAAGGACGGGCUGCCCCUCCGCCUGUCCCCUCGCGUCACCCUGCUCUCGGCCGGGCACGUCCUCCGGAUCUUCCAGGCACAGGUCUCCGAUGCUGGGCUCUACACGUGCGUCGUCUCCAGCCGGGCAGGGGUGGCCGAUCGCAGCUUCCUCCUGGAGAUACAGGUGCCCCCUGUCCUGAAGAACCCUGAGGGCAGAGAGGAGCAGAUGGUGGCUGAGGGCUCUGAUGUCACUUUCACCUGCGAAGCCACUGGGUCCCCAACACCAGCAGUGACCUGGCUGAAGGAUGGAGAGCCCCUGGGGCAGCACAGAGAUGCUGGUGGCCCACGGCUGAACCUGGCAGCCGUGGGGCCAUCUGACACAGGGGUGUACUCCUGCCUGGUGGUGAAUGAGGUGGGAGAGGCCAGCAAAGCCUUCCACCUCCUGGUGAUGGAGCCACCCCGUGUCGAGGCUGCAUCCCACCCCACUGAGAUGUCCAUCGCCGUGGGCACCCCACUGGAGCUGACAUGUGUGGUGACGGGUGUCCCCAUGCCCACUGUCACCUGGGAGAAGGAUGGACAGCUGCUGGCAGGGCCCUGGCUCGUUUCAGGGAAUGAGAGCACCCUCCGUGUGGAGAGCUCUGAGGUGGCUGACUCUGGCUUGUACACCUGCCUGGCCACCAGCCCUGCUGGGGAGGACAGCAGGAGCUUCCACCUCAGCAUCCAAGCACCACCCAGCAUCGAGAGCGUUGGGGAGAUCCCUGUCAUGACGGCUGUGGCAGGGGGGCAGCUCAUCCUGGAGUGCCCAGAGGAUGCUGAGCCGCCCCCCCACAUGGAGUGGCACCGGGAGGGCUCCCCAGUGCAGGAGGAUUCCCACAGGCGGGUCCUGGCCGAGGGACGCUUCCUGCAGAUCCAGGCUGUGCGGGCAGUGGAUGGGGGGGAGUACAGCUGCAGGGCCACCAACGCCCUGGGGGAUACCAGCCUGCGCCUCCGAGUGCAGGUCCAUGUGGCCCCAGAGAUCCAGCCAGGUCCAGAGGAGGUGAGAGCACUGCUGAACAGCUCAGCUGUGCUGCUGUGCCAGGCAGAGGGGUGGCCCGUGCCCCGGGUGACAUGGUGGAAGGACGGCCAGCUCCUGCCCUUUCCUGAGAGUGACAGGCUGCAGCUCCUGCCAGGAGGUUCCCUGCAAAUCAACCCCGUCCAGGUCCAAGAUUCAGGCUAUUACCUCUGCAUGGCAUCCAGCCCUGCCGGCUCUGACCGCCGAGGCCUGAACCUCCAUGUCCUGGUCCCUCCUGCCAUCGCCCCCGGGCCCUCCAACCUCACCCUGCUGGCUCAGCAACCGACCACGCUGGGCUGUGACACCUGGGGGUCCCCCGAGCCCCACAUCAGGUGGGAGAAGGACGGUCGCCCCCUGAACCCACACCUUCCACCUGGCACCUACAGUUUGCAGUCCUCAGGAUCUCUGCUCAUCACCAGCCCUGGUCCCCGGGAUGGGGGGAGGUUCGAGUGCAUCGCCACCAACGCUGCCGGAGAGGCACGCAAGGUCUUCCUCGUGUCUGUCCACGUGCCCCCCACCAUCGCUGAUGACCUCACGGAUGUGGUUGUCACCCGGCUGUCCCCUGUGGUCCUCACCUGCUAUGCCUUUGGUGUGCCCCCGCCCACGGUGUCGUGGAGCAAGGACGGGGCUCAGCUGGGCAGCAGAGGAGGGGGCUACCGCGUCCUACCCAGAGGAGCCCUGGAGAUCAGGCAGGCGCUGCCUGCACACACCGGCCGCUACACCUGCACGGCCCGCAGCGCUGCCGGCACGGCCCGAAAGCACCUCUGGCUGACGGUGCACGAGCCCCCUACUUUGAAGCCCCUGCCCGGCAUGGUGAUGGUGAUGGUCAACACCAGCAUGGUGCUGUCCUGUGAGGCCACGGGCGUCCCCCGGCCGGAGGUCACCUGGCAGAAGGAUGGUGUUGGCAUCGCUGGAGGACCUGGCCUGAAGGUGCUCCCCAAUGGGCGGCUGCGUCUCCUCCGAGCAGCCCCAGAGGAUGCGGGCACCUACCUGUGCGUGGCUCGCAACCCCUCGGGCACCGCUGCGGGGAGGACCAGGCUGAUUGUGCAAGUGCCCCCCGUCAUCGCGGCCGGCCCGCCGGAGCUGGUUGUCCUGGAGGGGCUGGAGGUGCUGCUGCCCUGUGCUGCCCGUGGUGUCCCCGAGCCUCGCGUGUCCUGGAGCCGGGAGGGAGCCCUGGUGAGGGGUGGUGGGGGGAAGGCCACUGUGCUGCCCUCCGGGGAGCUGCUGCUCCGGGAUGUCCAGGAAGGGGAUGCUGGGAGCUACUCCUGCGUUGCAGUGAACUCGGCCGGGAGGGCAGUCCGACAGCUCUCCCUCUUCAUCCACACCCUGCCCACCUUCACCCUCCUGCCCACAGACAUCACCCUGAACUGGGGCGAGAGGCUGGACCUGGCGUGUGCCGCCGUGGGCAGCCCCCAGCCCCGCCUCUCCUGGACGGCCAACGGGCAGCUCAUCACUGAUGGUGUGUCGGGGCAGAGUGGCAGGAGCAUCCUGCAACGGGAGGCAGCCACCCGUGCUGACAGCGGGACCUACGUGUGCCACGCCGAGAACAGCGCCGGUGCCGUCAGGGCCACCGCCUUUGUCUCCGUCAGAGAGGCACCCAUCAUACAGGGGGAUCCCAGCACGUACCAGGUGGAGCACCCAGGAGGUGAUGCCCUCCUGGACUGCGAUGCUCAGGGUCACCCUGAGCCCCUCAUCCGCUGGAGCAAGGACGGGGUGCCGGUGGUGGCCGGUGGGCGCCUGCGCCAGCUGCAGAACGGCUCCCUGGCCAUCCACGCUGUGGGGAGCACUGAUGCAGGGCACUACCGGUGUGUGGCGGAGAAUGGUGCGGGCACAGCAGCAAAGGUUGUCACCCUGGUCCUGCAGAGCGCCCCCGUGGUGGCAGUGACACCAGGAGCGGUGACAGCCCACGCUGGGCAGGGGGUGCUGCUGCACUGCGUCGUGUCAGGGGAGCCCACCCCCUCCGUGGAGUGGCAGCGGGAUGGGGAGCCGCUUCCUGAGGGUCCCCAUGCCCGUGUGCUGCCCAAUGCCACCCUGUUCCUGCCCGCUGUGGCCCACCAUGAUGCUGGCAGAUACUCCUGCCUCGCUCGCAAUGCCCUGGGUUCUGCCAUCGCCCACGGCUCCCUGCAUGUCCAAGGGGAGCUGCACCAAGUACGGGGCCGCCUGGUUGGUGUGAUCAACGCCCACAAGCUUGGUGUCUCCCCCAUCGAUGCCAGCAUGCUGGAUGACCCACAGUCUGGCACCACCACCAUCCAGAGCAGCAUCGGGAGCAUCCCACCCACUGUAGGACCACUGAUGCGGGUGCUGGUCACCAUCAUCGCCCCCAUUUACUGGUCCUUGGCACACGCUGGCGGGGCAACCCGAAGUGGGUUCCUGCUCACCCAGGGCACCUUCCAGCACGAGUCACAACUGGAGUUUGCCACAGGGGAGCUGCUGCGGGUCACCCACCUCGCCCGGGGCGUGGAUGCCACUGGUGCUCUGCGGCUGGACAGUGUGAUCAGCGGCUCCGUGCCGGAGAGCCUCGGCGAGGCCGCGGUGCUGCUGCAGGACUUCAGCGAGCGUUACGUGCAGACGGGCACAGGGCAGCUCUCUGGGGGCUCAGUGCAGAGCUUCCUGCGGGAUGGGCACAUCCUCCGUGCCCGCUGCAAUCACACCAUCGUGUACGACCCCGCUGUGGGCCCACAGCCCCCCCGGGUGCAGCACCUGCGGGCCAGAGCCAUCACAGCCUCCUAUGACCCGGCCACAGAGCAGCUGCGCUUCCAGGUCCGUGCCUCGCUCGAUGCAGGGGCUGAUGGAGACCAGUGCCCACUGGGAUUCAUCCUGGACCCUGGGCAGCUCUACUGCAUUGAUGUCGAUGAAUGCUCAGAGGGGUCCCACGCCUGCCGCUACAACCAGCUCUGCCAGAACACUGCAGGGAGCUACCGCUGUGCCUGCCCUGCUGGCUACCGCACCCUGGGCCUUGGCUGGCCCUGCCUGGACAUCAAUGAGUGCCUGCAGUUUCCCCCACCGUGUGUCUUCGAGUGUCGCAACCUGCGGGGCUCCUAUGAGUGCCUGUGCCCCCCUGGCAGGACCCUGCUGCCGGGAGGACAGUGUGGCACAGCAGGGACAGAUGGAGGGGACACAGCGGGCAGCACGUCCCGGGACACCCCUCGGCGCUGGCUGGGGCCGAGCAGUCGCCCACGGGGACGGUCCUUCUACACCCAGCUCGCCCUGCGCCGCGUGGCCAAGGAUGCAGGGGUGGGUGCCCGGGGCCCCCCCUGCCCUACGGGCUAUGUCAAGAGGAAUGGCACCUGUGCUGACCUCGACGAGUGCCAGUCGAACCAGUGCCAGCACGAGUGCAGGAACAGCCUGGGCAGCUACCACUGCCUGUGCCCCUCUGGCUAUCGGCUGAUGUCCAAUGGGAAGACCUGCCAUGACACGGAUGAGUGUGCAGAGGGCACAAUCCAGUGUAGCUCGAGCCAGAUGUGCUUCAACACCCGUGGAGGUGCCCAGUGUGUGGAUGUGCCAUGCCCAGCCGGGUACAGGAGAGGCUCCAGCCCAGGGCUGUGCGUGGGUCGCUGUGCCCCGUUCUGCGGCCCGGCCGGGGCCCCCACGCUGCGGUACGAGCUGCUCACCCUGCCCCUCGGCAUCGCUGCCCGCCGGGACGUGGUGCACCUCACCCCAGGCUCCGCCCUGCGUCACCGCCCCGUGUUCACGCUGCUGGAGCAGGAGCCCGGCAGCCCCUUCGCCCUCCGCACCGAGCAGGGCCGUGGCAUCCUCUCCACCCUGCGCCCGCUGCGGGACCCUGGCACCCACCGCCUCAAGGUGCAGGCGCUGGCCCCGGGCGGGCAGAGGGCACCCAGCAUCUUCCUCCUCCUCAUCUCCGUCUCUCCCUACCCCUACUGACACAGCCGAGG